AUGGAUCGGAUGCUCCAUCACGGACAUCAUGGCAACGAACAGGAGCAGAACGAUCAAAAUGAACAACAAGAGCAGCAGCCUGAGGUUCAGCCUCAGCAGGGUGCCCAACCCAAUCCACCGGUGAAGGAAGGCGAAAGGAAAAGUGUCGGGGACUACGUGGACGAAGAGCGGAAGCUACUGCAGGAGGGAGACACAUACGGUGGACUCAUGUAG
Molecule: messenger RNA, 213 nt
Organism: Aspergillus lentulus
Lineage: Eukaryota; Fungi; Ascomycota; Eurotiomycetes; Eurotiales; Aspergillaceae
Source: RefSeq, a predicted model, not a curated record